CUGCACGGGGAGAAAGAGCACAAGACUCCCAGCGCGCGGAAGAGACAUAAACUUUUGUUGUUUAAUCAUCGGUGAGGUUUUUUGGUGAUGGAUUUCGGUAAGGAGAGGGUGGUCGCGCUGGUGGACAUGGAUUGCUUUUAUGUACAAGUGGAGCAGAGGAUCAAUCCCGAGCUGAAGAACAAACCCUGCGUUGUAGCUCAGUACAAGACGUGGAAAGGAGGAGGUAUUAUUGCAGUGAGUUAUGAAGCCAGGGCUCAUGGGGUCACCAGGAACAUGUGGGCAGAUGAUGCCAAGAAGUUGUGCCCUGAUCUGCAGGUGGCACGGGUCAGAGAGUCACAUGGGAAGGCGGAUCUUACCCAUUAUAGGGAGGCCAGCGUGGAGGUGAUCGAGGUGAUGUCACGCUUUGCUGUCAUUGAGAGAGCGAGUAUUGACGAGGCAUACAUGGACCUCACUGCAAACGUGCAGCAGAGGCUUAAAGAUAUGACCGCCCAGGAGAUUAAACCUGAUCAUCUGAAGAGCACCUACAUUCAAGGCUUUCCACAAAACAAUGAGAAUACAGUGUUAGAUAAAGAAGAACAGCGUGCAAGAGGACUGAAGCAGUGGCUGGACUCUCUGUCUCAGGUGAACGGCGCGGAGCUGCAUUUGGCAGUGGGGGCUCUUUUAGUGGGGGAGAUGAGGGCCGCUGUGGAGAAACACACUGGAUUUCGCUGCUCUGCUGGAAUCUCCCACAAUAAGGUGUUGGCAAAACUCGCAUGUGGUUUGAAUAAACCCAACCGCCAAACAGUUCUGCCACUCGGAUCUGUACCCCAACUGUUCAGCUCACUUCCCAUCUGUAAAAUUCGUAAUCUUGGAGGAAAACUGGGAACGUCUGUUGCUGAAACUCUGGGGGUGGAAAACAUGGGAGAGCUCACUCAGUUCCCCAAAUCCCAACUGGAACUGCACUUUGGAGAAAAGACAGGGCCAUGGCUUUACGACUUGUGCAGAGGAAUAGAGUUUGAGGCUGUAAAACCUCGACAGCUCCCAAAAUCCAUUGGCUGCAGUAAGAACUUUGCAGGAAUAACGUGUUUGGCUACGAAAGAAAAGGUGCAGUAUUGGCUUCAUCAGUUGGCUCUUGAAUUAGAGGAAAGACUGAACAAAGACAGAGAAAUGAACGGAAGAGUGGCCAAACAGCUGACUGUAGGGGUCCGGCAGGCCGGAGAUAAAAGACCCAACAGUUUUUCUCGCUGCUGUGCUCUUGCAAGAUACGAUGCAGCAAAAAUCACUCUGGACAGCUUUGCUCUCAUCAAGAGUCUUAAUACUGCGGGAAAUCACCAGGAAGCGUGGUCACCUGCAUUGACUUGUCUUCAUCUGUCGGCCAGUAAGUUCAGUGAUGCACCAUCAUCCUCAUCAGGAGCAAUAACAAACUUCCUCUCAAGUGAUCCACCUUCAACACAAUCUCUUCGGGCCUCUACACAGACCUCCACCGUACCCAAAACACAACCCGCACCCAAGUCUCCCGGGGUCAUCGAGUCUCUGUUCCACAAAGCGGCUAAAAAGAAAAAAAGCCAAGUAGAGGAAGCUUGUAAAGAUGAGCCUACAUUUUUGGCCCCCACCCCUGUGGAAAACAUAUCCACAUCUACUCCUCACACAAACACAGGUGGUUUGAGUGCUGGUAUCUCAUCUUUCUUCCAAAAAAAGAGCCUGGAGAAAAGCCUUCAGCUCUCUGACGCCAGCACUUCAAUCAAAGAUGACACAAACUCGGGUCAUGUUGAGACAGCUGAACAGAGCUCCUGCAGUGGUACUAGUGACUCUGGCCCAUCAGAUUACCCAUCAUGCACUGCAGACGCCGCUGAAUCCAGUGAGGAUUUUCACACGUGUGAGCGUUGUGGACAGAAGGUGUUGGUCUGGGAUGUACCCGAGCACACAGACUACCAUUUUGCUCUGGAUUUGCAGAAAUCACUCUCUUCCUCAUCUUCCUCGACCUCCGGCGACAGCCACGUUGGAGCCAGAACACCUCAGACGUCCAGAGGGAAAAGCAGAACGAAGAUUCAGAGUGGACCGGUUGCCAAAAGACCAAGAGCUCAAGGAGGAGCUUCCACGCUGGAUUCCUUCUUCAGAAAGAUGAAACCUAAAAAAAUAUUUCUACAACAUCCCUUCACCAGAGGAGUUCGAUGAAGAAACGUACAUGAUUGGUUGACGAAACUGGUUCAGGUCAAAUUCUAUAGUUAGCUUAUUCUGUUUUCUCAUUUAAAUCUUAAAGGACACUGGGUUGAACUCCAGUAGGUGGCAGCAGUGUUGAGUUUUAAAUCUAGUCGCUUGUUUAUUAAGCAUGUUCUAAUUGUUUUGUGUUUGAGACAUGGCAGAGUUUCUUUGCGGUCCAGCAGAUAUAAAUUGUGUGUUGAUCAUAAACAUGGAAGGAAACCGCAUUUAAUACACAUACAAAUUCUUUUAAAUUGUAAAAGAUAUCAAAUCCUUAUGUGAUCUGUUUUUGUGCUUUUUGAUUUUGUGUCCAGUGAUGUAUUCAAAAUUAUUAUUAAGACUUAAUUUGUCAAACAGUUUUACAGUUGCUGCUACCUGAUUGGCUGAAAUUAUAAUUGGAUCAUUCUGAAAUUGAAGAGUUAGAAAUUUUCCUCUUAUGUGACAUUUUUUUAAAAACAUUGAAAGCAAAUGUAUGCAAAUUAAAAGGCAAAUAAUUGGAUGUACACUUCAAAGUAAACGUCUGAUCUGUUUGGUUAUAAACAAUUUCUUUCAUUUUUAGUGUACAUAAAUAUUUCAUUUAAUUAAAUUAAAACUGCUCAGCAGUUUGGUCCAUAUAAUGUUUGUCAAUGUUGUUGCCUAUAAAACUGUCUAUAAGUAUAUUAUUUAUAAUCCAUAAAUGAGUAUUUUAUAACUCUUUUAACUUUAAGUUGGGUAUAUUAGAAGCUUUGCAUGUAACAAAAAUAUUUCUCACAGAAGUUUAAUAAAAAAAAAUAUGACUUC
This is a messenger RNA of Triplophysa dalaica, 2958 nucleotides long. RefSeq names its product polymerase (DNA directed), eta (gene polh). The transcript is spliced from 11 exons. The coding region runs from base 88 to 2154 and encodes 688 amino acids. Gene Ontology annotation, molecular function: damaged DNA binding; DNA-directed DNA polymerase activity. Gene Ontology annotation, cellular component: site of double-strand break; replication fork; nucleus. The record is from RefSeq and is a predicted model, not a curated record. Lineage: Eukaryota; Metazoa; Chordata; Actinopteri; Cypriniformes; Nemacheilidae. Gene Ontology annotation, biological process: error-prone translesion synthesis; response to radiation.